Molecule: messenger RNA, 1501 nt
Organism: Heterobilharzia americana
Lineage: Eukaryota; Metazoa; Platyhelminthes; Trematoda; Strigeidida; Schistosomatidae
Source: the annotation of a GenBank genome assembly
GACACUUUUACGCCUGCAGUUUUGAAGGAUGGAGGUAGAGAAUUGCUGAUCAGUGAGGGAUGUACUAGGUAGUGUAGGGGAAUCAGGUAGUGCCGCCAGUCUGAUCCACUUCUCUGAUCAUUCCAGCCCAAUAUGAAGGGAGAGAAGUCUUCCUGCGACAACUAUGAGGGGAUUUGUUUAACCAAUACUGUGUCCAAGACCCUACAAUCCACAGUUAUCCGACGCCUAACUGUAACUUGAGAACAGCACGCGAUUUUCAGAUCCCGGAACACAUGACAUAUUUCUCGACCUGAAGGCAGCAUUUCACUGUGUCGACCGUGAGGUGUUGUGGCAGUAUUUGACUGAACGGAGUACCGAGGAAGUAUGUAAUGCUUAUCCAAGCUCCCCACUCGAAGUCAUGCAGCUGUGUAACGGCUUAUGGGGAGUUGUCAUCAGAGUUGACGACACCUAGUGGUGUCCUCAAGGGAUGCCCACUGUCACGGUUUCUAUUUACCUUUGUUGUACAUGUGGUGAUGGAUAUAACCUCAGGUACGUCUGACUUCACAGGGGUUGACCUACUCCCUGGAGGUCAUCUGGUUGGGUUAGAGUAUGCAGACGAUACUGUCCUGCUAGGUGAAGACGCUGACAAAAUGCAGGGCCUUGUGAACACGUUGGGCAGAAAUCUGAGUAUGUUUGGUAUGCGUCUUGAACCGGUUAAAUGUAGGAUGAUGCUGCGACCACUCGUAGUUUGAUGAUAAGGAGUGAAGUGGUGAAAUGUAUCAACCACUUCACUUACUUGGGGAGUUGCAUCAGCACCAGCCGGCUGGUUUCUGACGGAUUCUCAGUUGGGUACAGAGGGUCGGACUGACGUGAAAUCUGACUACCUAUAGUGGAACUGGUAUACUGCGCUAUAGUUCGUUCUGUCCUGUUAUGCGUCUGUGAGUUAAGGGCGUUAAGAGUAAGAGACAUGAAGCGAUUACAGGAUUCUGAUCACAAGUGCCUCAUAGCAUUGCUUGCGUGUGAUGGAAACGUGUGAGCAAUAUUGAGGUUAGGUGAAGGGUAUUACUCAAGGCUGCAAGUUGGUCUGUGAGCCUCCAGCUACUGAGUUGACUUUUAGAUUUAUUGGGCCCGCCGAAGCACUGGCUCUCUCUAUAUGUAUUGCCAGCAGAUGCUGGAAGUAGGCUCAAUGUGUCUAGAUCAGUACGUGGCACUACUGCCUGGUGUUUCUGACUUUUGGUGUGAACCGCAUAAUGAAGUGUUGACUGUCUGGUUAGGGUGCGCAAAUGAUAGGGAAUAAUGGUUACAGACUCUCGGUAACAUGACUGAAUAUGUCACAAUGGCGCUGAUACAUUUACUCUUUGGCGUCUUCCAAAGGUUGGAUAAUUUAAUCAACCUUUGUUUUCUAAUACCUCCUCUCAUACGGCCUUUUUCCACUUUGAUAUCUGUUCUAUUUAUGCCACCGUGGUGUGGCAACUUGGACCGAUGCACUUAUGUGCAAGGUUUGUUGUUGAUUCAUUCUGUC